This is a messenger RNA of Stylonychia lemnae, 882 nucleotides long. Lineage: Eukaryota; Ciliophora; Spirotrichea; Sporadotrichida; Oxytrichidae. The record is from the annotation of a GenBank genome assembly.
AUGCAUUAUAUGCUUAAUGGUAGUUUAAGAUCCUUUGCAAUGCGCUUCUUGCAAGUCAUUGUAUUGCUAAGAGUGUAUAUAGAGUAUUAGCUUUAGAUUUGCAAAUAUUUUUAAGAUUUUGAUCAAAUAGAUGUUCCUUAAGUGGAAAUUUAAGGAAAUAGCUUGCUAAAAAUUGUCGAACCCUAGCCAGCAAUUAUAGAUGACAAAAUUCAUCUUAUUAGCCAAGAAGAGCUCUAUGUUAAGAUAAACUAACUUGAACAAGAAAAUGUCAUUUUAUAAUAAAGGAUAUAGCAAUAUGUUAUUUCUGAAGAGGAACUAAAAAAUAUCAUUAAAGUAUAACAAGAAGAGGAGUAUAAACUGAGGAAAUAAAAUGAAGCUAUCAUGUCUGAAUCAGCUUACUUAAAUUAGGAAAUUGAAAGUAUGUCUGAUUCCUUAAACUUAAUGUAAUAAUAAGAGGUUAAUUCAAAGAUCUAGAUCUAAGAACUUGAAUAUUAGAUAGAGCAAUUAUUGGCAAACAAUGAUUCUUAAAAACAUUAAUUGAAAAUUUAGCAAAUUGGUCAAAAAUUCAACCAAAACUAGUAUCAAAUUCCUCAAUACAAGAAUUAUUAAAAUUUCUAAGAAGAAAAGUACAAGUAAAUAUAGCCAAAGUAUAAUAGCAUUAAUAACAAUUAAAUAAGGCAAUAAAAUUUGAUAAAUAAUAACUUUAAUCCUGAGAAUUAACUUAGAAUUUAGUAAAAGGAGAAAUUAAACGUUUAAGAUGAUGAGCAAAUAGCAAUAUAGUUAUAAGAACUGAUUAAUAAGGAAGAAGAAGAAAAUUAAGAAAAGUUAAUGCAAUUGUAGAUUAAAUUACUCAACUUAGCCAUUCCUCAAAAGAAAAUUUGA